CAGGUGAGCGAAGGGGGGAGGGGAGUUAAUUGGAUCCUGUCCCUGUUUGUGCCACUUGCCUCUCACCCCCGAUACAAAUUCUCUCUAGUUCUGCCCCUUUUCUCUCUCAGUGUCUCACACGGGCUAUAAAAUCCGGGGAGAUUCCUCCCCCCCACUUCUCCUCCAAUGAUCAGCUCUCUGGCCUCCUUCGAUUUCCUCCCCCCGGUUCUCUCCACAAUUCUCAAAUGUCAGUUUAAAAUCUCCUCCAACCUGGAGGAUUUUUCCACCCAUUUUAUUUGCUGUCCUGAGUCGUUCUCCAUCUUGGUUGUUGCCGGGGGUUCAAUUUCCCAGUGUUGAUCUUUCCCCUCUCCUUUGAGAACCAUUUCUUGCCCCCUUUUUCUGUAUUAAAAUGUUUGCCGCUGAAAGAGACCAGCCACAUCUUUAAUACACAUCAAAGCCAGAGGCUUCCCCCUGUUUGGGGAUCAGUGGUUCCCAGCUGGUAACAGGAGAGUUGGCUGGACCCUUUUCUUUUCUCCAGCUAUCACGGGAUGUUCUCUCUGUGUGUGUCUACACUACCUGCUGGAUCGGCGGGUAGUGAUCAAUCUAUUUGGGAUCCAUUUAUCGCGUCUAGUGUAGACACAAUAAAACCGAUCCCUGAUCGCUCUGCUGUCGACUCUGGAACUCCACCGAGGUGGAAGCGGAGUCGACGGGGGAGUGACAGCGGUUGACUUGCCACCGUCCUCACGGCCAGGUAAAUCUACCUAAGAUACGUCACUAUUCGCGUAGCUGAAGUUGCGUAUCUUGGGUCGACUCCCCCCGCUAGUGUAGACCUAGCCUCUGAGUGAAGCAUGGGUACAGAAGUAUCCCAGACCCCAUGACAAAUGGUCUCCCUGAGGAGUUGAUUCCCACAGUGCUAAGAUGUAGCCUCCUCUGGGGUGGCUCCCUGGUCAGGUUGGUGGAUUGUGGAGGUUUGGGGGGGGUGGUUCUGAUGUGCCCAGCCCUGAGGCUAUGGGUCCUGGAGGUGGGUAUCGCUGAGGGUCUGUUGGUUGGGGAACAGCGGGGGUGAGCAUCUUUUGGGGAGGCAGGACAGGGGGUUAGAGGGAGCCUGGUGCUGUGCCAGGGACUCUGUCUGGGAUUCCCCCGCAGACUCCUGGGAUCAUUGCCAUGCCCAGUGCAAAGUGUGUGGGGGGGGCAUCCCCGACACGAGGUCAGGGGAUGCUGGGCAAUCAGAGUGAGGGGUCCCAUGGAAAAGUAUCAGGGGGUCCUGCUAAGGGGAGGAGGGAGUCCCAGGAAAACAGGGCAUAUCCUGAUGGAGGGCAAGCAGGGGUCCUGGGCAGGCAGUGAGGGGCUGAGUUCCCAGUGCGGGGUCCCUGGCACCUGGGGGCUCUUGGUGGAGGGGGAACCCUUUGGGAUUCCCAACCUAGCAGUGAAGGUCUGGUGGGGGUUCUCUGGCUGGUGGGGCUCUGAGGGGUAUCUGGGGUCCCUGGCCAGGGACUCUGGGGACUGGGUCCCAGGGAAUAUCUGGGGGGACCCUGGCUCGGCAGUCUGGGUUCUGGGGGACCCUGGCUGAGGACUCUGGGGGAUGCUACUAACCAUGCUCCUUCUCCCUGAUCGGCUUGUGCCAGAAUCCUGGCUCCAAGCACUACCUGGCAUUCCCCGGCCAGGAAUUCCCCGGCAUUCCCCGGCCAGACCGGUCACUGUGAUAACUUUCUAUCCGCUUAUCAAACACUGUGAGGUGAAAUCACAGAUUUUGCUUUUCUGCCGUCUUGAAAACUGCAGCCCUGUUAAUACUAAAUUUGGAGCCGCAGACUCCAGACAGGUUGCAGAAUGACAUCCAUGUUUCGCUCCAGCUCAUCCCAUCCUCCCAUGGGCCAGGGGACAGAAAUGGCUGCAGAGGAGCCAGUUCAGAGGCCGGUGACCUUCGAGGAGGUGGCUGUGUAUUUCACCAGGGAAGAGUGGGCUCUGCUGGACCUCACUCAGAGAGCCCUCUACAGGGGUGUCAUGCAGGAGAACUAUGAAAAUGUGACCUCGCUGGGGUUUUCAGUUUCCCAACUUGAUGUGAUCUCCCAGCUGGAACAAGGAGAAGAGCCAUGGGUCCCAGACCUCCAGGGUUCAGAGGAAAGAUGGAUCCUGAGAGCUCCCUGCACAGCAGGUGAUGCAAUGGUAUGUGAGAAAGAGGAGCAGAAUUGUCAGCCGGAAAAUGUUGAGCAAGUGGAUAAACACAGAGCAUUAUUGCAAACAUCGAAAAGGAAUGUGUCCAGCAGUCAUGAGGAGGGAAAAUCCUGUGAGAUUCAGCACAGACCAGAAAAAGAGCAGGGAAACCAGCCAGGGGAGAAAGUGGGUAAAUUUAUUUCCUGUCGGGGAACUCAGAAGGGCCUCAAGGAAACCACAGCACAGCAGGCAAUCCUCAGGGGAGAGAGAAAAAAUAGAUGCACUGAGUGUGGGAAAAACUUCUUUAGAAAAUCAGACCUUUCUGAUCAUCAGAGAAUCCACACAGGGGAGAGGCCCUACAAAUGCAGUGAGUGCGGGAAAAGCUUCACUAACAGAUCAAGCCUCUUUCAACAUCAGAGAAUCCACACAGGGGAGAGGCCCUAUGAAUGCAGUGAAUGUAGGAAAAGCUUCACUAACAGCUCAGCCCUUUCUGAACAUCAGCGAAUCCACACAGGGGAGAGGCCCUAUGAAUGCCAUGAGUGUGGGAAAAGCUUCACUCACAGAUCAGCCCUUUCUCAACAUCAGAGAAUCCACACAGGGGAGAGGCCCUAUGAGUGCCGUGAAUGUGGAAAAUGCUUUACUAACAGCUCAGACCUUUCUAAACAUCAGAGAAUCCACACAGGGGAGAGGCCUUAUGAAUGCAGUGCGUGUGGGAAAAAUUUCACUUACAGAUCAGUACUUCUUCACCAUCAGAGAAUCCACACAGGGGAGAGGCCCUAUGGAUGCCGUGAGUGUGGGAAAAACUUCACUCACAUAUCAGGCCUUUUUCAUCAUCAGAGAAUCCACACGGGGGAGAGGCCCUAUGAAUGCCGUGAGUGUGAAAAAUGCUUCACUACCAGCUCAGCCCUUUCUGAACAUCGGAGAAUCCACACAGGAGAGAAGCCCUAUGAAUGCCAUGAGUGUGGGAAAAACUUCACGUACAGAUCAGGUCUUUUUAACCAUCAGAAAAUCCACACAGGGGAGAGGCCUUAUGAAUGCCGUGAGUGCGAGAAAACCUUCAAGUGCAGCUCGCACCUUAUUAGGCAUCAGAGAAUCCACACAGGGGAGAGGCCCUACAAAUGCAGUGAGUGUGGGAAAACCUUCACUCAAAGAUCAGGCCUUUUUCACCAUCAGCGAAUCCACACAGGAGAGAGGCCCUAUGAAUGCAGUGAAUGUGGGAAAAACUUUGCUCACAGAUCAGCCCUUUCUGAUCAUCAGAGAAUCCACACAGGUGAGAGGCCCUACAAAUGCAGUGAAUGUGGGAAAAGCUUCACUCAAAGAUCAAGCCUUUUUCGCCAUCAAAGAAUCCAUGCAGGGGAGAGGCCCUAUGAAUGCACUGAGUGUUGGAAUACCUUCUCUUAGCACUCAGCCCAUGUUAGCCAUCAGAGAAUCUGCAAGGGAGAUCAAGACCAUAAAAACCUCUAGGGCUAUCAAUACUUUUUUUUUUCUCUUUGAUACC
Gopherus flavomarginatus (Mexican gopher tortoise) is the source of this 3628-nucleotide messenger RNA. RefSeq names its product zinc finger protein 883-like. The record is from RefSeq and is a predicted model, not a curated record. The transcript is spliced from 5 exons. Bases 1807 to 3531 code for a protein of 574 amino acids. Gene Ontology annotation, molecular function: RNA polymerase II cis-regulatory region sequence-specific DNA binding; DNA-binding transcription factor activity, RNA polymerase II-specific. NCBI's taxonomy places the organism in Eukaryota, Metazoa, Chordata, Testudines, Testudinidae. Gene Ontology annotation, biological process: regulation of transcription by RNA polymerase II.